CUCAGGCCUCCAGGGAAGUAAAUUGGGGCCAGUGAUUGGGAGGUAAGCAAGUACCAAAGGAACAGUUAGAGUGAACAGCAGCCUGAGGGUGGACCAGAGAUGUGGGGGUCAAGGAAACGAUUGGAGUGAUUAGAGACAGUGCCUAAGGAUGGCCUGAGCUGGGAUAUCCCAGGAGAGAAGGUCUAGAUUGAGUGAGAAUAAAGGAGAACAGGGAUGGGGAAACUGAGGGACAUGCCGGGGAGCUGUUGGAGGCAAGCUUAAGCGCAUGUGUCCUGUUAGACACACAGCGGAGGUCCUCCUGGCAAUGGGAGGAAGGGACUGGAUUGGGCCAUCUCACCUGAGGAGUGGGUACCAAACCCCAGACUUUCCCACGGCUCUCACUUGGCUUAAAACCAGUGUCAGACAAAGGUCUCCAGCUCCCCUCCUCCCCAGCAGGCCAUCUUCCCCACGCCAUCAAUUAUUCAUCAGCACAGACACCGCCCUCUCCAGCAGGGCAGCCUGGUCCUCCUCCCGGUGCCCGGCCCCAGAUCAGCCACACUGCCACAGAGGCUCUGGUGAGGAAGCACCAAUAGCUGGGCCGGUGGAGGCCUAGCCACGGGGUCCCGUAGCCGGCCCUGCUGGACCACACCAUCUCCUUCCCCUCCGGCACCUUCCUCCUGCCCCUGGAGAAGAUGCCCAUCCAGAUCUUUUGCUCUGUGUCAUUCUCCUCUGGAGAGGAAGCCCCGGGACCCAUGGGAGAUAUCUGGGGUCCUCACCACCGCCGGCAGCGGCAGGACAGCUCAGAAUCGGAAGAGGAAGAGGAAGAGAAGGAAAAGGAGGCAGUGAAGAGGGAUCUGGGUGAGGGGGACUCACCUAGGGACUUGGUGGCCUUCGCCAACAGCUGUACCCUCCACGGUGCCAGCCACGUCUUUGUGGAAGGGGGCCCGGGGCCGAGGCAGGUCCUGUGGGCAGUGGCCUUUGUCAUAGCACUGGGUGCCUUCCUGUGCCAGGUAGGCGACCGAGUGGCUUAUUACCUCAGCUACCCACACGUGACUUUGCUAGAUGAAGUGGCCACCACGGAGCUGGUGUUCCCGGCAGUCACGCUCUGUAACACCAACGCCGUCCGGUUGUCCCAGCUCAGCUACCCCGACUUGCUCUACCUGGCCCCUAUGCUAGGGCUGGAUGAAAGUGAUGACCCUGGGGUGCCCCUUGCUCCCCCUGGGCCAGAGGCUUUCUCCGGGGAGCCCUUUAAUCUCCACCGUUUCUACAAUCGGUCCUGCCACCGGCUGGAAGACAUGCUGCUCUAUUGUUCCUACUGCGGGGGCCCCUGCGGUCCCCACAACUUCUCAGUGGUCUUCACACGGUACGGGAAGUGUUACACAUUCAACUCAGGCCAAGAUGGGCGGCCACGGCUGAAGACCAUGAAAGGCGGCACUGGCAAUGGUUUGGAGAUCAUGCUGGACAUCCAGCAAGAUGAAUACCUGCCUGUGUGGGGAGAGACUGACGAGACGUCCUUCGAAGCCGGCAUCAAAGUGCAGAUCCACAGUCAGGAUGAACCUCCUUUCAUCGACCAGCUGGGCUUCGGCGUGGCCCCGGGCUUCCAGACUUUUGUGUCUUGCCAGGAGCAGAGGCAGCUCAUCUACCUGCCCUCACCCUGGGGCACCUGCAAUGCUGUUACCAUGGACUCGGAUUUCUUCGACUCCUACAGCAUCACCGCCUGCCGCAUUGAUUGUGAAACCCGUUACCUGGUGGAGAACUGUAACUGCCGGAUGGUGCACAUGCCAGGGGACGCCCCAUACUGCACCCCAGAGCAGUACAAGGAGUGUGCAGAUCCUGCCCUGGACUUCCUAGUGGAGAAGGACCAGGAAUACUGCGUGUGCGAGAUGCCCUGCAACCUGACCCGCUACGGCAAGGAGCUGUCCAUGGUCAAGAUCCCCAGCAAAGCCUCGGCCAAGUACCUGGCCAAGAAGUUCAACAAAUCCGAGCAGUACAUAGGGGAGAACAUCCUGGUGCUGGACAUCUUCUUUGAAGUUCUCAACUAUGAGACCAUCGAGCAGAAAAAGGCCUAUGAGAUCGCAGGGCUCUUGGGAGACAUCGGGGGCCAGAUGGGCUUGUUCAUCGGGGCCAGCAUCCUCACAGUGCUGGAACUCUUUGACUAUGCCUACGAGGUCAUUAAGCACCGGUUGUGUAGAAGAGGGAAAUGCCAGAAGGAGGCCAAGAGGAGCAGCGCGGACAAGGGCGUGGCGCUCAGCCUGGAUGACGUCAAAAGACACAAUCCCUGCGAGAGCCUCCGGGGCCAUCCCGCCGGGAUGACCUACGCGGCCAACAUCCUACCUCACCAUCCCGCUCGAGGCACGUUUGAGGACUUUACCUGCUAAGCCCCCCGCAGGCCACCGUACCAAAGGCCCAGAUGGGGAGGGCGAGGAGGAGGAGGAGGGGCCCCCAGCUGCCCCCAUCGACCCUGGGGACUCAGCUGCACUCCUGCGCAGUGGUUCCCCGUUGUCUGGUGAGGAAGGAGUCUUCGCCACAGUCCUCUCCCUGCCUCUAUCCCAUCUUUUUAUUUUAACAAAAUUAAACUAAUAUAAAAAGAGAGAACGAGAGAGGUCCGGCCAGGACCGCAGGCUGCCCUCUGCUCCAUGCUGCCUCCCCCAGCUCCAAGCCUGUCUGUCUGUCUGUCAUCUGAGUAUCCGCCUACAUUCUGCUACCACCAGUCACCAAAGCCCUCUCCUAGUGAGGGGUGGAGGGGAUCUCUAGGGUCUGAAAUUGGACCCCGAACCAGAGAAUGUACCUUAAGGGAGAGGGCUAGUGAGGGGGCUGCCCUAGCCUUAAGAGACUCUCUCAGCCCACUGACUCCCCACAAGCCCGAGUCUCCAGGUAAGAACAAAACGCUCAGUUCUGCUCCCUCCGUCACAUGGAAUCGUUAGGGGGUAGAGGAUCUCCUGAAGAAGUAGAGACGGGGACUCCAUGUGGCCCUGGUGCUGUAGGCCACAUCCCGAUAUCUGUAAGUCACCUCCACCUCGAAGCUGCUGGAGAGAAACCCCAAGAGGCAGCUCUCCUCUACAUCCCAUAAAGGACCUGGCUGGUUAGCUUCCAGCUCAGGGAGAGGGGUCCUGGAGCCUGACCUCCCUAGCGUCUCUUUCAGAGGCCUUUGCAGAGGGCCACAUCCAUAAAUUUUCUUAUGGAACGCUCCUCUUCCCCGGCUCCAUUUGCUUCUCUCGACAACCUCAUCUGCAUUUUCUAUUUCUAUACGAUACAGACUCUAUAUUGCUAUAUCUCUGUAUAUACUUUCCUCUCGCCCCGUCUGUCUCCACCCAUCCCCUCUUGUCUCUGAGAAUCAUCCUCCCACCCCAGCUCCCCUUCUGUUUCUCCCCUCCGUCCCCCCUCCCCCCGUCUCUGAAUGCCUUUGCCUGUAUAAAGAGUUGGACUCCCCCCUGGUGUCUGUACUGUGUACACACAUCCCUCUGAGAAGCACAAGGAGACGACACGCGCAUUGUAACCUUCGCACUGUCUCGGUGGCGGCGACAUAAAGGAAGCUGUGAAUUACAAGCUCUGCCUCUUUCUGGCCUCGCCCUUGACCCUGCAACCGGGGCACCCUGCCCUCCCCCACAGCCUUAACACACCCUCGCCCUCGCUCCACCUAUCCCAAGGCCCUCUGCCUGGCUGACCGUGGCCUCCCCCCGGGGAAGAGGUCGCUGCCCGAAGAGGCAGCGCCUACCCCGGAGCCGAGCUAUGCUGGACCGAGGGAGCUGGGGGCUGGCGACCGUGCAGCUGGGGCAGUGGGCACCCACAGACAGAAGCGGAAGUCCUCAUCCAGCGGCCCUCCUCUGCUCGGGGUGCCCAGCGCCCCUUCUUCACUGGGAUGCCCAGGCCCACCAUUUUCUGGUGAGGCGGGGUUUGGUCAUGUGAAGAAAGAGACGGGGUCUAGAGAGGGAGCAGAAAGCUCUGCUGUUGUGUGUCCCGACCUUGAGGGGCCACACGUUGAAGCAGAGGGCCUCCCCACCCGUACCGGGCCAGAGACCCAACCCCUUUCCAGGCCCUCCUCUGCCCCCGUGGUCUCCAGGUCUCUAAUCCCCAAACAGGACUCCUGUGGGCAGAUCACCUGUGUAGUCGGCCUGGAGCCAGAGAGUGAGGCUAUAGCAUCUUUGAGAACCCUUGGUUCCCAAGAGUUCUUUAGACAUCAGACCUCCCCAGAAGGAAGCAGGGCAAAGCUGAGAAGCGCGCACUGGUCGGGGGACAGCAGGCGGGGCUCUGGGUGACGCAUGCCUCUGGUCCAAUAAACUGGGUUUCAACCA
Molecule: messenger RNA, 4271 nt
Organism: Peromyscus maniculatus bairdii (prairie deer mouse)
Lineage: Eukaryota; Metazoa; Chordata; Mammalia; Rodentia; Cricetidae
Source: RefSeq, a predicted model, not a curated record